CGAGGAAAUCUAUGCGCUUCGGUCUCUUCGAGAACCGAGUAUUUCUAGCUCAAUUAAUCGCUAGGAUCGUCUGCGCUUGGGCCGCUCUUCCAAUCCAAAAGCUUCUGCUCAGGCGCCACGAGCCAAUCCACCGUCAAGAGGUGGGCGGAGGCGGUAGAGCAAAUGCCCAGGGUGGGUCGAGUGCACGGCCAGAGCGCUGGUCUGGUGCCGCCGCCUCUGUCUCUCUAGUUGCCUCAGACCUCAAACUUCAAACGUGGACCGAGCCUGUGCAAAGGAACAUGUAUGGCGGCUGGGAAAAGCGAGCGACGUGGUAAAGUCCAAGGCUCAAUCCAGAUUCGGAUCUUUUCUUGGACUUGCCAUGAAUCAUUGGUUCCUGCACCAUCGUAAACCGAGUGAUUGGUACAAAGUGACCUACAUGCCUAAAGGGUGGCAAGGAAAAUUGGAAGACGGCUAAAACACAGUCAUGUCUUCUGUUUGGCACACUAUUCUCUCUCUUCAUGGGAACUACAAGAGGUUGGGUUGCCUCUUAAUUUUCACUGUAAGUGUAUGUUGUAGUGCCUCUUUAAUGUGCCCCACCACUUGCAUUUGUGCCGGUGACAUUAUGAGCUGUACCAGCAGAAACCUCUCAAGGGUGCCAUCAACUCUUUUCAAGCACAUAAAAAGACUGGAUAUGAGUCACAACAAAAUUGGGAUUUUGGAUCAAGACUGGAUACCCAUGCUGCUUGAGAAGUUGAACACCCUCAUCCUCAAUCAUAACAACAUUUUCAGUAUUUCUAUUGGAAGUUUCUCAGUUGUUCCAAAUGUCAAGUACCUAGACCUGUCAUCCAACAAUUUGAAGUCAUUGGGCAGUCCUAUAUUUCAGGAACUGAGAAUGCUGGAGGUUCUGUUGCUUUAUAACAACCAUAUUGCACAGGUUGAUUCUGCUGCUUUUGGAGGAAUUCCUACGCUGCAAAAGCUGUAUUUAAGUUACAACUCUCUCACACACUUCCCAAUUGAACUCUAUACUGGGAAAUACAAGCUCUCUGAACUUGUAUUCUUAGAUCUUUCUUAUAAUCGGAUCCAGUCAAUACCAGUUAAUGGCAUGAGAUUAGUACCAGCCCGACACUUAAGUGGAAUUUAUCUUCACGGAAACCCAUUUCAUUGUAACUGCAUACUUUAUUCUAUGCUGAACUUGUGGUACCUUCGACAUUUUACUUCAGUGGAAAACUUCAAGACUGAAUACACAUGUAAUAAAGACUCCCAAAAACUGCCUUUAUUGCAGAAUAAUUAUUUAAAUUGUUCAGAAAGCACCAUUAAUGGUUCUUUCCAUGCCUUUGGUUUUAUUCACGAAGCACAAAUUGGUGAGCGAAUUAUAGUACCCUGUGAUACCAAAAUCAGUGAUGCUGGGACUAGUUUUAUUUGGAUCAGCCCAGAUAAUCAAGUUUUAGAGCCAGGAAAGACAACUGAACAGUUCAAAGUAUUUCAUAAUGGGAGCCUGGAAAUAGAUGAUGCUCAGUAUGAAGACGCUGGACUUUAUUCCUGCAUUGCAAUAAAUAAGAAAAGAUUACUGAAUGAAACAAUUGAAGUAAGAAUAAAUGUCAGCAAUUUCACAGUGGACAAAUCUUACUCACAUGAAACAUUUAACACUGCUUUUACAACUCUUGCAGCUUGUGUAGCCAGUAUUAUUUUGGUACUUCUUUACCUCUACUUGACGCCCUGUCCUUGUAAGUGCAAGUCAAAGAAAAGGAAAAGGCAAUUAAACCAAAAUAGCACAUCUCAUGCAUCCAUGCUAACCUCCAACACACCCCUCAAUCUUCCAUUAGAUGAGAAGAAAGCUAGCAGUGGCAAAAGGGUGGUGUUUCUUGAACCUGUGAAGGAACCUAAACCAGGUCAAAAUGGCAAAAUCAGAAUAUUUCCCAAUGAGACUUUAAUUGCUGAAAGCAUUCUAAAAACACCCCAAACAAAAUCAGACUCUGUUUCCACAAACUCACCAUUCUCAGACAUGCCUUUCAUGCCAUCAUCUUAAGCGUUCCUCCUGCACAGAUGUCAUAAUCCUUUCAGCACCGGCCACGGCUUUAUCCAAUAUUAAAAGAAAAGUCAUGGAAAACUUCUGAUUUUUUAAGAAAAUGGAAAUCUUGAAGGUUGAAAUUAAUUGCUGUUAUCUUCUUGUUCCUUCUCAGUGGGAAGAACAUGCAUUAAUCUUGCAACAUUCAGGAGGAGCUCGUUGUUAUACGAGUGGAGUAUAACACUCCACUAAACAUAACACACUUGUAUUCUUCCUCUGAAAUGAAUUAGGUAGCCUUAUGGAGGAACAUGUUUGAUCAUUGUUCUCAUUCAGUGGAAGAAAGCUUACACAGUAGAAGUCCUAUCGGCUUAGGCCCCUAGCUAUUUCACUGUAUAAAAUCAGUGGGAUUUUAUUAUCAGGGAUGAGACUUUUAAUCAAGUAUGUCUUAUAGUGUUUAUAGAAGAACAAAAUAGCCAUUUAUUCAAUUUCUGUUCAUUGCCUUGAGAAACAGGGUACAUAAAGAAGCAAAUAAAUUUAUAUAAUCCAGAAUAUUCCCAAAUAAUGUUUAAUGUGUAGAUAAAUUUCAAAACUGGACAGGGAUUUAGGUUUUCUUUUUCUGUAAAGAAUUUUAAAAUCUAGGAAUGGAAUGUAUAGUAAAUCUAGUAAGAGAUAACCUUCAAAAAUGAUAACUUUUACGGAACUCAUACCGUCCAGAGAUACGAUUAUUAAACCAAUUAAUCCUUGAAGUUCUGUAUUUCAGAAGGAUAUCACUUUAGUCUUGUUAAAAAAUCCAUAGUCCAAAAGUAUUUAAGAAGUACUAUUUUUCCAUCUACUGUAUGGUGAGGGGAGAGGUGCACUAUUGGAAUGUUUGUCUUUACAGGUCUUAAAGGGAUAAGAGCCAUGAUACUGUAGAAGUAUAUCCAGCCUAUUUGUUUGGAUUAAAAUUUAUAUAUGUGUGCUGUGUGGACUGAGCAGAAAAUGUCUACAAAAAAGAAUGCAUAUAAUUAGUUUUAUAAAAUUUAGUUUUGUGCAAUUAGAUAUUUUAUAUAAAUUCCACUGCACUUUGACUAUUUUUGAUGACCUAUUUAGAGCCAUAAUCCAAAUUGUUGAUCCCAAGAUAAACAUUGCUUUCACAUCAAUGGCAUGAAUAUCUAGACUUUACCUUCUGUAGAACCUAGAACUUCAGUUCAUUGAAUUUGAUUGUUUAGAGCUUUAUUAGAAAAAUUCAAACUAGUUAAGCUAAUUCUGUUAGUCAUUGUUUAAUAUGCAAGUAUCAAAGCAACAAUUCAUGAAGCUUCCACCUUGUGAGGUUUUUGAUAUAAAAUUGACAAGUCAUACUUUCAGGAUGAUCCAUUCCAUUAGAAAGCUGGAGCUAUGUACAAAUCAAAUAUAUUUUAGCAUAGCUUUGUGUUAGUAAAUGAAAUACGUAAAACAAUAAGUUACUUGUAAGUUGCUUAUUUUGCAUAGCAUUAUUUGUCCCAUUUGGGUUCAGGUCAAAUUGGUAGACAGUUCUGCAGUGACAUGCGGCAUAGAUUACAAUUUAUUGGUUUCGUGUAUAACUUGCAGAUUUAUUUUUAUUUAUUUUAUUUUAUUAAAUUUCUAUACCGCCCUACUCCCGAAGGACUCAGGGCGGUGAACAGCCACAGGAUAAAACACAUAAAUACAAAAAUUUAAAAUAGAAUAAAAACGAAUUAAAUAAUUUGGCUGAACAAAUUUAAAAUACCCCAUAAUUUAAAAACAAAUUAAAAUUUACAUUUAAAAAGGGGAGAAGAUUUAGGCCAGGCCAGCUUGAUGAAAUAAAGAAGUCUUAAGCGCACGACGGAAGGUGCGCAGAUCCGGGAUCCUCCCUAUCUCUGGGGGGAGCUCUUUCCAGAUCGUAGGUCCCCCACAGAGAAAGCUCUCCCCCUAGGGGCCGCCAGUCGACAUUGUUUGGCCGACGGCACCCGGAGGAGCCCCUCUCUAUGGGAGCGUACUGGCUGGUGGGAGGCUAUUGAGAAUCUUCCUUCUCUGCUGGCUGUCAACUGCAACCAUCAAUCAGAAUAGAGCUGAAAGGUCUUCUAAUCCAGCCCCCUAAUCAAACAGAAGACCCUAUACAAUUUCAGAUACGUGGCUGUCUACUCUUUUCUUAAAAAUCUCCAGUGAUGAAGCACCUACAAUUUCUGAAGGCAAGCUGUUCCACUGGUUAAUUGUCCUUACCAUUAGGAAGUUUCUCCUUAACUCCAGGUUGCUUUUCUCCUUGAUUUGUUUCCAUCCAUUGUUUCUGGUCUUGCCUUCUGGUGCUUUGGAAAAUACAUUGACCCUGUUAGGUUCAGCUUGUAGCUUACUCCUAACCUGUUGGUCAGGCAAUAUAUCUGUUUCUUUAAGAAACAACUGAGCCACGUAAUCAGGGUUUGCUGAACCCUGUAAUUAGGCUACAGUGCAUAAACAAGCAGUGCAGAGAAGCGUUCUUUGUUCCUGAGUGUUCCUGAUUGUUCCUGUUGCUUCCUGCGUCUUUCUGCUGAUUGGUGUUAGACUGGAUUGUUAUAUGGUACUGUAUACCAAGAGUUACUAAAGUCUGUUUGCUUUGGUAAGGGAAGAUAAUUACUGGACUGAUAUUACUGUUUAUGACCUUGGACUGUUUUACCUACACUGAGACUGCUUAUUAUCUUGUAUAUAAAGUAUUUUUCUCACACGAGCUGCACCUUUAUCUCCUUCCCUGUGUGUUUCUGCUCUGCUCGUUGCACAAGCAACAAAUACUUUUUACACACACCCUAACAGACCCUCCUCUUCUUUGUGGCAGCCCCUCAAAUACUGGAAUACUGCUAUCAUGUCACCCCCAGUCCUUCUUUUCUCUAGACUGUAUUGGCCAUACCCAAUUCCUGCAUCCGUUCUUAUAUAUUUUUAUCUUCAGGCUCUUAUUCAUCUUAGUUGCUUUCUUGCACUUUUUCCAAAGUCUCAACAUCUUUUUGAAAUGUGGUGAACAAAACUGGGAGGUGUGGUCUUACUAAGGGUUUAUAAAGUGGUACUAAUACUUCACGUGAUUUUGAUUCUAUGCCUUUGUUUAUACAACCAAGCAUUAUAUUAGCUUUUUUGGCUGUGCUGCACCCUGCUGGCUCAUGUUUAAGUGAUUGUCCACUAGGAUUCCAAGAACUGUAGUGGCACAAUGUUUAGAAUGCAGUACUGCAGGCUAUUUUUCCUGAUCACCGGCUGCCAGCAGUUUGGCAGUUCAGGUCUCACUGGCUCAAGGUUGACUCAGCCUUCCAUCCGUCUGAGGUCGAUAAAAUGAGGACCCAGAUUGUUGGGGGCAAUAUGCUAACUCUCUAAACUGCUUAGAGAGGACUGUAAAGCACUGUGAAGCAGUAUAUAAGUCUAAGCGCUAUUGCUAGUGCUAUCCCUCUCACAGUUACUGUUUUUGAGCCAGGUUACGCCUCUGGUUUGGUUUUUCCUGCCUAGGUAUAAAAACUUGCUUUUCUCCACAUUAAAUUUCAUGUUGGAUAGGGCCCAUUGUUCAAGCCUUUGUUCAUUUUCUGACUUCAUCUUUGCAGAUUCGGGCUAUUUGCUGAUAUUCUGCCUUAGUUAUGUGUCCAUUUUCCCACUUUUUGUACUUACCCUUUUUGUCUUUCAGUUUAUCAGAGAGAUCUUUGUGCAACCAUGCUGGUUUCUUUUUGGAUUUCUUGUUUUUCUUUUUUAGUGGUAUUGUGUUGGACUGGGAUUUUAUGAUAUUUUUCAAAGCUUCCCACGCUUCUUGAGUUAUUUUCUCCUUUAGGAUUUUUAUCCAUGGAUUUUUUUCCUUAGUCUCCUUCUGAAUUUGUUAAAAUCAGCUGUUUUAAAGUAUAAGACACUAAUUGGGUUAUAUUCUAUUGCUUGUGUUUGCAUUAUAUUGAAUUCCAAAAUGACGUCGUCACUUUCACCCAAUUUCAACUCCCUCUAUCACUUCUUCUCUAUUAGUAAGAAUUAAGUCUAAUACAGCUUUUCUUACAGUUCUCUCCUCUACCUUUUGGAUGACAAAGUUGUCAGCUAAGUUGGUUAGGGAUCUGUUUGAUCUCCCACUUUGUGCAGAGUUUGUGUCCCAGUUGAUAUCAAGGUAGUUAAAGCCUCUCAUUACUACUAUGGUAUGUUUCCUACAUACAUUUUUAAUUGAUUAGCAAAAAGUUCAUCUAUUUCUUCUGCUUGGUUGGGUGGCCUGUAGUAUACACCUAUAGCAAUGUCAUUUUUUCCCUUUUAUAUUGACCCAUAUGGAUUCUAGGAGGUUUUCAUCCUUAGUUUUGUGUAGAGAUAUAGUGAUCUUUUAUAUAUAAUGCAGCUCCACCUCCUCUUUUGUUAGGUCUGUUUCUUUUGAAUAGUUUGUAUUCUUCCAUCAGUGCGUUCCACUCAUAAGUUUCUUCCCACCAAAUUUCAGUAAUGGCAACUAUAUCAUAUCUGCCUUCGUGUACUAAUACUUUAAAGUUCACCCUGUUUGUUUCCUAAACUUUAAGCAUUAGUGUAUAUGCAUUUGAGUCCUUCAUGGGUCUUGAGUAUGUUUUUUAUAUUUCCUACAUUAUAACUGGGAUUUCCAUCCUUUCAUCAUUGGAAAUAGGUUCUAAAGGUCAUGAAGAUUGCCCCCCACAUCUUAGUUUAAAGCCCUUUUGAUAAGAUGAACCAAUUGUUUUCUGAAUAUAUUCUUUCCAGUUCUUGUGAGGUGCAGUCCAUCCCUUUCCAGUAGUCCUUCUUGUAGUUAAUACAAACAUGGUCUAGGAAGCCGGAGUUCUGUUGACACACCAGUUUUUAAGUCAGUGGUUUGUUUCUAAAAUCCUUUGCUCCCUCAUUGGAUGUUGGCCUUUUGUUAGAAGUAUAUUCCUUUGUGUAGAUCGGGGUGUCAAACUCAAUUUCAUUGAGGGCCACAUCAGGGUUGUGUUUGACCUCGUGGGCCGGGGUGAGGGUAGCCAGCUUUAUGUCACUCAUGUUAGCAUUUGUAGUGGCCCGAGCGCUCUGGCAGCGAAAAUGGGCUUCCAAGCUCCAUUUACAGCCGCGAUGGCCUCCUGUUGCCCUCUGCCAGUGAAAAUGUAGCUUGGUGGGAGCUGCACGUGGAGGGCAACAGGAGGCCGUUGCAGCCAAAAACGGAGCCUGGGAGGGCCAUGCCUGGCCCUCCCAAGCUCCUUUUUUGUUGGUAGAGGCACUGCGGGCCAGUCCUUUGCUGUUUCUAGGGCAGCCCUGUGGGCUAGAUCUAAGCACACCGCAGGCUGGAGUUUGACACCCCUGGUAUAGAUGUAUAGAUGAAAAAAACCUUGUUUUAAUCUAUACUACAUAGAAGUAUAGAUGAAAACAACCUUUAAGAAGGUUUCAUAGGUCUAUUCUCCUUAGUCCCACAUCCCCAGAAUGAGUUGAAAACCACUAUGAUGAUGAUGAUCACAACAGCACAAUAAAAACCCCAUCGCUUUCUCCAUGUGUGAAUGUUGACACAUGUACAGAUGUGUUGUAUAGGGGCUUCAGUAACACUGUCACAACCAUCAGCUUGUCUUUUAUUUUUUUAGUUAUUCUUGCAAAUACUGCUGUCUACUAUAUUCAUUUUCUAUCUGUUCUGAAACAUGAAAGAAUGUUAAAUGGUCUCCCUUGGUCUACACUUGAUAAAGUUGUGGCUAUCUUAGUUUUACUAUUCAAUGAUGUUGAUAUCCUAGGUCAGCUGUAUUUCCUUUUGUACAAAGCCUUGAAGCCCUUACUUGCUACAUAAUAUCACUUGCUACUUGCUAUAUAAGUUCAGGGACAUUCAGUCCUUAUAGAAAUGGCUUAGAAUGACCAAAUCUAAAAUGCUAUUUCUCUGUAGUUAGUGUAAAUUAAAUUAUUUUCUUUGCUUGAGUUCUUCCUCUUAAGCAAAGGAGAAGCAGAGAAGUUUACCCUGCCAAGAACUUGCAUUUGUAAGAGUUUUAUGUGCAAUAGGCCAGUUUACAAAUCUAUAAUAAAUAUAAGUCUAAAGCUCUCUAUACCUUUACAUUCCAUGUGACUUUCAUGUUGUCUUGGUUCAACAAUAAAGUAUCUUGAAACAAA
Molecule: messenger RNA, 7984 nt
Organism: Pantherophis guttatus
Lineage: Eukaryota; Metazoa; Chordata; Lepidosauria; Squamata; Colubridae
Source: RefSeq, a predicted model, not a curated record